GGCAAUUAUAUCAGUGAUAAAAGAAAUUAAUCUUAAAAUUAUUGCAGCUAAGGCUUUUUCUAAACAUUUUUUAUUAUAAGUGCUACAAAUUUGGUUAACCAAAUAAUGUGAACUUAUCUUCGAAUGGGGCUAUAAAGGCAUCCAAUACUCUCUGAGUAAUCCGCAUUCGAAGACUUUAUUGGAGUAUUAAUCUGAGAGAAGUCCAGUUCCAGCACCAGUGUCAUUUCAACACUCUACAGAUUUCGUCUUUAACAGAUGAAGUCGCAGCAACACGUAUUUACAAUUCCGUUUGGAUUGUGAUUUUUUAAUAAAACCUGGUUGGAAACAUCAAAGGAUAUGGAGAAGAACCGGAAGUCACACCAACACAUAUUUACAAUUCGAUUGGGAUUGUGAAAUAAAAACUGUGUUAACGCUCUAUUACACGACAUGUAGUUGUCUUAUGACAUGCCAAAUUAAGCACAUGUGGAGAUUUACAUGUCGUGUGGUACAAACGAAACUAGCACACGAAAAUCACUUUUCAAAUUAACACAUGUUAUGCCAUGCGAAAUUGACAUACAUGUGAGAUAGCAAAAGUAAUGAGUCGUAUGUAAAUUCAAAAAGUGACAAGUUAAAAGACAUCUACAUGCCGUGUAAUAGCGCCUUUAGUAAUAUCUAAGCACAUGGAGAAAAACCCGAAGAAAGCUGUUAUUCCAUACGUAACAUACAUCGGAAACCCUUAGUAUAACUUACCCAGAUUAUAUCCGGAUUUUUAUACCCACCACCGAAGGAUGUGUUUUACUCAUUUUGUCACUCCGUUUGCAAUACAUCGAAUUUCCAGCGAGCCAGAGUGUAAUAUUCGAUCUGCCCUUCAACCGAUUAAAAAGCCUACUGAAUCUCCUCAGCACUGCCUGAAUUCAAUGGGCUCCUUUUUACCAGUGGGAUCAUACUCGUCUCCAAUACUUACUCGUGGCAUAACAUCUAUUAGACAGGUCACAAUUCCCUCAAGCUUUCCACAGAGCGACGCGUGCAAUCAAACGACCAUAAAAUCAUUUUGCUUAACUUCGAAGUGCUCUUCUUACGAUGAACUUAAGCCACAGCUUAGCUAUAUAGGUCUUAUCGCCAUCUCUAUUCUAAGCAGCAAAGAGAAGAAACUUGUGCUCUCGGAUAUUUACCAGUAUAUUCUGAAUAAAUAUCCGUAUUUUCGAGCCCGAGGACCUGGUUGGAGGAACUCUGUUCGUCACAAUUUGUCAUUGAAUGAUUGUUUUAUUAAAUCGAAUCGCAGCCAUAAUGGCAAAGGGCACUAUUGGACAAUUCAUCCAGCCAAUAUGGAAGAUUUUCGAAACGGCGAUUUUAGGCGCCGCCGGGCACAACACAGAGUGCGAAAACACAUGGGAUUUAUUUCGGAAAACGAUCAUCAAAGUAUAAUCGGCAACCCUUCAAAUUACGAAAUAAAGUCGUUGAAGCAAUUCUGUGCCAAGGAUGUAGUAUGCAAGGAGAUAUCGUAUAAUUCUUUAAACAAAAAUGUAUUUUUAGAUUUUUUGUGCAGUCAUUACUCUCACUCUAAGUUUAAUUUGCAAAAUAACAAAUUAUUUAUAUCUACAGAUAAUUUGCAUAACACAACUAAUAUUUUGUCAGCUUGCGAUCAAAGCGCUGCGUCAAAACGACAAGCUAUUUGCACUACAUUCGCUAAUGGAGACAUGGAACCAAAAAUUAAAUUCCUUUUUGCACCACAGUUCAGCUGCAUAAAUGAAACUCUGAAUUUACCAAUAAACUCUGUAAUGAAAGAAAAGGAAAACGACACGAAUUUGGAAAUAAUCCUACCGUGCAAGGACAACAAGUUGAAGUUAGUAGAACCGGAUACUUCGAUUUCGCUCUCUACACAUACAGCUAACAACGUAGAUAAACGUAAAAGGCAAUUCGAUGUGGCCUCUCUUUUGGCCCCUGACAACUCCCAAAAGAAUCACUGCAAGGCCUGGACCGAAGUCCAUAUUGUCCCUGAGAGCUCUUCGAAGGGCAUAUCUCUUGCAAAUGGAGAAAUAAAAGGCAGUUGUGCAGAUAAAUUCGAAAAGUCGGAAAAGUCUGAAAUAUACUUACUGAAUACAUAUAUUUCAGGGACAAAUCACAAAGAAGCCAUAUGUGUAAACCAAAUAUCCUGAGAUAAAAAGCUUUGACCACGGUACAUACCCUAUUACGACUGCUGAAAAAAUAUUGCAUAUGUAUGUAAACAAUUUCUUGCAAAACAAAAUAUCACGAAUUGCUUCAUUAAAAUUUAAGUAUAUUAGAAUAUUAUACCGAUAACCAUUUUACCUUGGAAAUUAAAAAAAUUCAGACUACAUUGCUAUUAUAUUUAAAUGUAAUCGUUCUAUUAAAUUUCAAUCACACAUAUAAUUGUAACUCUUAUACUCUGUUUAAAUUUGCUUAACGUGUUUCUUCAGGAGAAAAUAGUGUCAAAAUGUUUCAUUGAUUUGUUUUGAAAACAGAAUAAUUUUUAAAGGUUGAUAGGAAAAAACUAAUUGUAAAGUUAGGUGAUUUAUUCAUUUGACAUUUAAAAUCUAGGCACAACCAGCGUUAUGUUAUUCAAAAACAACUGAAAACUUCGACGUUGAACUGGUCUUUUAGAUUGUAUUGUAUUUAGGUUGUAAUAAUAAUUUAUUUUAGUCAUCGUUGCUCUUUACGUAGCUGUAUAGUUCAUCUAAUAUAUUGUACAUCAAUAUCAACUGUCUCCACAAACAGGAACUUUGAACAAGAAUGUUAAUUUGAUUGAGGAUUCAUUUCGUCGUUCCAAAUUAUUUGAUUUCUUACAUUUGUAUUUCCACAAGACGCAAGAUGGGUCAGAUUACCCUGUUUCUUUAGAAUCCAUUUCAGAAAAUAAUACAUCCAUCUGCCAACGAAAAGGCAAGUUUUCAGUCUAGGAAAUGAAACUCAUGUUAUUCAAAUUGCUAUUUGUUUGCAUAUUAGAAAGGAAGGCCAUCGUGGCGCAUGGGCUAGCAUGUCUGCCUAUGACGCCGAACGCUUGGGCUCAAAUGCCGGCGUUAACAUCAGAAAAUUUUUCAACGAUGGUUUUCCCUUUACUAAUGCCGGCUACAUUUGCGAGAUAUCCUGCCAUGUUAAAACUUCUCUACCAAGUGGUUUCGCUAUGCGGCAUGCCGUCCCGACUCAGCAAAAAAAAACUGGUCCCUUAUCAUUGAGCUAAAAUAUUAAUCGGACUGCACUUAUUGAUAUGAGAGAAGUAUCCCUUGUUUUUUAAUGUAAUGUUCAUGGGAAAUUUAGUAUUAACUUUUUCACUAAUGUAUUAUUUCACACAAGUUUAUUUCAGAAUGUAGAGCCUCACCCAUAACAUAUUUCGGUGAAUUAUAUAAUUGUCGGAUUUUUUUAAAACUUUUUAAAUCUGUUCAUAUAGAUUUAAGAUCGUCUAAGAAAAUUAUUUUUUAUGUCUAAGAAACAUUUUAAACAGCACGUUCAAUACAAGCAAAUUUCCAGAAUAUUAUUGAAGCAUAUU
Stomoxys calcitrans (stable fly) is the source of this 3478-nucleotide messenger RNA. RefSeq names its product forkhead box protein A1-B (gene fd102C). Gene Ontology annotation, biological process: cell differentiation; anatomical structure morphogenesis; regulation of transcription by RNA polymerase II. Bases 768 to 2135 code for a protein of 455 amino acids. Gene Ontology annotation, molecular function: RNA polymerase II cis-regulatory region sequence-specific DNA binding; DNA-binding transcription factor activity, RNA polymerase II-specific. Lineage: Eukaryota; Metazoa; Arthropoda; Insecta; Diptera; Muscidae. The record is from RefSeq and is a predicted model, not a curated record. The transcript is spliced from 6 exons.